AUGUCUGCCUCGCCAACUUCAGCCGGUCCGUCAACUAAACGACCCCUCGAGGACCCAUCUUCACCUUCCGGGCCUAAUGACCAGCCAGAGGCCAAGCGUCAAGCUUUGGAUAAGGUCGUAAAGGCUGAGGGCGAUGAAUCGAAGGCCCAAGAAGGUGAUAAGCCUACCAAUGAAAAGAGUGUGAACGGCACCGAAAAUGGUGCUGGCGGUGAAAAUGGCGUCAAGGAUGGUCAAGGUGAUUUGCUAGUCCCUGAUGCCCCUAACAAUGGCAAAACCGCUCCUGCUCCUGCCCUGGAGACGCAGCCAAUUCAAUCCACAGCUUCCCACAACGACCGUGCCACGUCGAACCCUCCAACUACCAGCCAACCUGCCCAGGACGAAACUGGCUGGGUACACAUCAGAGCCGUCAUCUCCAGUGCUGAGGCUGCUACUGUUAUUGGUAAAGGUGGAGAAAAUGUCUCCCAGAUUAGACGUCUGUCUGGCGCCAAGUGUACCGUGAGCGACUACUCUCGCGGAGCAGUGGAGAGAAUCCUGACCGUUAGUGGCAUGCAAGAUGCAGUUGCAAAGGCUUUUGGUUUGAUUAUUCGUACCCUAAACAAUGAGCCACUUGAAGCACCCUCAACUGCCCAGUCAAAGACCUACCCUCUCCGUCUUCUCAUCCCUCAUAUUCUCAUUGGCUCUAUCAUUGGCAAAUCGGGUGUUCGCAUCCGCGAGAUCCAAGAGGCAUCUGGUGCUCGUCUCAAUGCUUCGGACUCUUGCCUCCCCCUCUCUACCGAGCGAUCACUUGUUAUUCUUGGUGUUGCUGACGCCGUGCACAUUGCAACCUACUACGUUGCUGUCACAUUGGUUGAGCAGUUGACUGAGAGAUUUGGCGGUCCUGCUGCAUCUGCUUAUGCCACCCGAAGUGGUGGCCCUGCUGGUGUCGUUCCUGGUGGUAUGCAGGUCGUGCCAUACGUUCCGCAGCCAGCUGGAGGACAGUACGGACAUCCUGACAGCCUACGCCGGAACAAUCCUCAAGCCAACCGUGCUGCCCCUGGAGGAUAUGGUGUUCCAUAUAUGCAGCAGCCUGCUCCUCACCCCCAUGCUCCACAGCCGAGUCUUCACUACGGUGCCUCUCCACGGACGGGAUAUACCGGAGCUGGACCUCAUCAGCCCGCUCCAUAUGGCGCUCCUCAGCCUCCGCAUGGCGGCCAUGUCCCUCCAAAUGGCCCGCCAAUGGGUGCAGCCGUUCCUGGUCAACCUCUUACCCAGCAGAUCUACAUACCCAAUGACAUGGUAGGCGCAAUUAUUGGGAAGGGAGGAGCAAAAAUCAACGAGAUUCGACACCUCAGUGGCAGCGUUAUCAAGAUCAACGAGCCCCAAGAUAACAGCAAUGAGCGAUUGGUCACUAUAACUGGUACUCAGGAGUGCAACCAAAUGGCGUUGUACAUGCUCUAUUCACGACUUGGUUAG
Molecule: messenger RNA, 1452 nt
Organism: Trichophyton benhamiae CBS 112371
Lineage: Eukaryota; Fungi; Ascomycota; Eurotiomycetes; Onygenales; Arthrodermataceae
Exons: 2
Coding region: 1-1452 (483 amino acids)
Biological process (GO): regulation of RNA metabolic process; regulation of gene expression
Cellular component (GO): nucleus; cytoplasm
Molecular function (GO): mRNA binding
Source: RefSeq, a predicted model, not a curated record